Molecule: messenger RNA, 2196 nt
Organism: Crotalus tigris (Tiger rattlesnake)
Lineage: Eukaryota; Metazoa; Chordata; Lepidosauria; Squamata; Viperidae
Gene: EFNA3
Product: ephrin A3
Exons: 5
Coding region: 218-910 (230 amino acids)
Biological process (GO): axon guidance; ephrin receptor signaling pathway
Cellular component (GO): plasma membrane
Molecular function (GO): ephrin receptor binding
Source: RefSeq, a predicted model, not a curated record
CGCGCAGGCAGCACGAGGGGGCGGUCCCGGGCCGGGGGCGCGCGAGGAGGAGCCGGGGCGGCGCUGGAGGCUUCGGGCUUCGGCGGCAGCAGCCAGCAGCAGCGGGAGCGGCGACGAUCUCCGCGGCUGGUCUCCCGCUCCUCUCCUGCUGGGGUUGCGCACCGGGAGCGGGCUCCCGUCGGCGCGGUGGCUGGCGGCCGGGACGUCGCCUGGCGGGAUGGCCCGGCUCUCGCUGCCUCGCCUCUGCCCGCCGCCCUCGCCGCCGCUGCUCCUGCUGCAGCUGCUGGUCCUGCUGCUCUGCCGCGGCAGCUUCGGCAACCGGCACGCCGUGCAUUGGAACAGCUCCAACCCGCACUUACGGCGAGAGGGUUACACAGUCCAGGUGAACGUCAACGACUACCUGGACAUCUACUGCCCCCAUUACAACACCUCGGUGCCCGAGGGGCGCAUGGAACAGUACAUCCUCUACAUGGUGAGCCUGGAGGGGUACCAAGCGUGCGACAUCAGCCUAGGCUCCAAACGCUGGGAAUGCAACCGGCCUCGCGCCCCACACAGCCCCAUCAAGUUCUCGGAGAAGUUCCAACGUUACAGUGCCUUCUCGCUGGGUUAUGAAUUCCACGCUGGACAGGAAUACUACUACAUCUCCACUCCGAUGCAUAAUCACCGCCGGUCCUGCUUGCGAAUGAAGGUUUUCGUCUGCUGCCGUUCCCCGCCGUUUUCUGGGGACAGAGCAAUAUCAACUCUUCCGCCGUUCACUAUAGGGCCCGAAGUGAAGAUUGAGGAUCUGGAUCAUUUUAACCCGGAGAUGCCCAAACUGGAGAAAAGCAUCAGCGGAACCAGUCCGAAAUGGGAACAGUUGCCUUUAGCCCUGGCGGUGGCUUUCUUCCUUAUGAUUCUCCUGGCCUCCUAGCUGUGUGGAUUGUAGGAGAGGAGGGGGCCAGCAGUAGCCCCCUCCCCACACAGGCCCGGUCCCCUCCCCAAGGUUUCCUUGGCUGUUGGUUGGCGGACAGAAUGAAACAAGCAAAGUAUAUUACCACGAAAUUCCAGAGGGAGCCACUUGAGACGGCACACGGCUGGGUGGGAAGUGGGGGGGAGGGAGAUCACAGAAGAGAACGGUGGGUUUAUGUGAGCAUCAUAACUGCUCCUCUGUCUGGUCGUUCCAGCAAACCGGAUAUCGUGAUUCCCGCUUUGGCGUCCUCUCCGCUUUCCGGUCCACCAACAUGCCGAGGAACGGCUCUGCUUUUUAAAGGCAGGCUCCAGAAAUUAAAGACACCCCCCUUCCUUGGAAGAAAAAAAAAUUGGGGGGUCUGUGUGCGUGUGUCUUCUUUUUUUUCUAAAAAAAAAAAAAAAACGCGGCGAUUUUGCAUCGCUGCCCUGUAUCCCUAUCUUGUCAGGUCUGUUCAAGCGGAUAAACCCGGCGGACGUAUCCACAAGAUCAUACUCGUGAGGAUUGGGGGGGGGGAGUCAGGAUACGGACUGAUUGUACGCCUGGCUGUUUUGGGGAAAGUUUAGGGGGGCCUGGGGAGAGCCCUGUUUAGAGAGGGGCGCUGCGUCCCACUGAGCUUUUGAUGCCCGAGAUCGGGGAGGGGGGGGUCCCCGUCGUCUUCCGGUGGGCCUUUUGACCUUGAUGGAGACCCGAUAUUUUGGAGAGGGGACCCUGUACAUAUCUCUAGUAUGUGUUCUGUACAGAGAGGCACCCUUAUUACCUGUGUCUAUAGAUUAUAUGAAAUUGUUCUUGUCGGGGGUCCGCGCGGGACAGGCACCGGCCUGCCUGUUUAAGCCAGAGUCUUUUCUUUGGGGGGGGGAGGGCAGCUCUUCCUGUCUGUCUUCUGUGAAGACUUAAAACUAUGCAAGCAGCACAGUCACUUUUUUUUUUCCUUUCAAGGUGGUGGUGGGGGUCCCCGGUGGUAAAAAAAAAAGGCCGGCCAAAUCCAUGGGGGGGUCAAAAGAAGAAGAAAAAAGAAACCGGGGGAGGGGGUUGAAAAAAAAAGAUUUCUCUCUACGUGUACAUGCGUCGGUUGGUUUUAUUAUUAUUAUUAUUAUUUUUCUCUCUAUCUCUGAACUUUUGGGCUUGGAUUUGAUUUGGGUUUCUUCCCCCCGAGAACUUUGGCUCGUGGUUUUCAUAUACUUCCUCUUAGUCUAUUAAAAAAAAAAUUUAAAUAAAAGGCGAAGAAAAAGAGAAGAAAAAAAAACCGA